GCUCGUAGAAGGUGCUGGCGGAUAAGAAAGUCCUCUUUUCUUCUAUCCGCCUUUCUGGGUUGUUCGAACGUCCCCGGACGACUUCAUGCGUAUUUCAUAGAGAAUUAAAACGCACAGGCAGGCAAGACCGGUUAGGGGGCCGGUGGGAUCAUUUCCGCUUCCGGUGCCAAAGGGCACGUGGAAUGUAAACACGGGACCACGAAGUGGCUUUCAGAAUGGCUUCCUUUGGGUGGAAGAGGAAGAUUGGUGAGAAGGUAUCCAAGGCCACAUCGCAGCAGUUUGAAGCUGAAGCUGCCGAUGAGAAGGAUGCGGCUGAGAACGAGGAUGGGAGCUGGGUUCAUGCCAGCAAACGGAGGAAGGAAACCCUCCAGGAAGGCUGCAGACUGAAGAGCAAGCAGCUGAAGGACGAAGGCGCUAAUCUGGCUGAAAAGAAAAGGUACCAGGAGGCCAUCCAGAAGUGGGACGAAGCACUGCAGCUGACCCCAGAUGAUGCCACCCUUUAUGAGAUGAAAUCACAGGUCCUGAUGUCCCUUCAUGAAAUGUUUCCAGCAGUACAUGCAGCCGAAAUGGCUGUCAAGCGUAACCCACAUUCAUGGGAGUCUUGGCAGACUUUAGGUCGUGCUCAGCUUGGAUUAGGAGAGAUAGUCCUGGCAAUUCGAAGUUUUCAAGUAGCCCUCCACAUAUAUCCAAUGAACCCAGAAAUAUGGAAGGAGGACCUUUCUUGGGCAAGAAAGCUCCAGGAACAGCAGAAAGUAGCUCGGAGGAUUGAAAAAAAGGAAAUUCCACCCGCAGGAACAGACAUCUCCUCAGAGUCAAUCCCUGACUAUGACUUUGAAAGCGACGAGAUCGUUGCUGUCUGUGCAGCUGUGGCAGAGAAACAGAAGUCGGUGUCUGCGAAUAAAAGCAUGGUCAUCGUGUCAGCCUCUGGGACUGUGGAGAUAGUCAGCGAGGAGGGAGAGGGCGCCUCCACCCCAGAUGGCGCUGUCUUUAUCAAAGCCCGAUGAAGCAUACGCGGUGAAAAGAUGUUUGAAUCUAGGGUUUUUGUGUUUGGUUUUGGUUGCUACUUAAUGCUUAGAUGACAUUCGAUAUCCACCUUGGAGGAGGAGGGCAAAACUUGAGUUUUUCAGAUGAAGCAUAUAAAAAUCAAGUAGUGGAAUUCUUUAGUGAUUGGACGAGCAAAUUAUACUUAAGAUUAGCAUCUUAAGUGAAAUGUGUUUUGACUGAUAAGCAUUUGAUUUGACUGUUGGGAGAGGACAUUUGAAGAUACAAUUUGGGAAUUGUGUUCUUGAAUAGAGAUUAACUUGACAGGCAGUGUUAUUACAAUGUAGACUUGCAGACUUUUGUUUUAUGAUAAAGGAAGUGUGUGAUUUCUCUGCCUCCAAGGAAUCUGCCAUUUGUCUCUUUUUCAUUUUUCUUGCUGCCUAGUGCAAGCUUAAAUAUUUCUGACAUUCAUCUUGAUUCAAAGUUAUCAUUUGGUUGUAUUUGAUGUAUUUGAAAGUUGCCUAAAAAUGCAUGCAAAUGUGUGUAUCCUGAACAUUUCCUUGAAUUUUUGUUCUAAUUUGUGCUUAUGUUUUGACUUUAAAGUUAAAGGUGGUAACUGUUUGCUUCAGUACUUGCUAACUGUGAAUACUGAUGUCAGAGUGACAUUUCAUUUCAUUGUUAAGGUCAAGUCAUCUUGUCACAAGUCAUUCAUUUGUGAAGGUGAAUGGCAUUUGGAGAUUGUCAGUAAAUUCUGCACUUACAUUAUCCUGCUCAAAACAGAGUUUCUUUCCUUUUUUCCUUUUACAGGGGAGGAUGUAGCUAGGCCCCCAGCAUGCUAGACUAGUACUCUGUUGCUGAGCAAAAUCCUCCUAUUUCUUUUCUGAAUUUUACAAGUAUGAAGAGCCCAGCAAACAAAUAGUAAGACAGGUCUUCCUUUUUAACUCAGGCUAGCCUCAAGACUCUUCCUGCCUCGGCACCCGGGACUACUGGGAGUACAGGUGGGAGCUGCCACAGCUGACGAGUACUUCUCGCUUGUAACUUUGCAGUGGACAGUUUAUAAAUGUCUUUCCAGAGACACUUUUGUGGAAGUACUCAAUGAAAUGAAAAAAUAGUUACAGUUUCACAUCGGAAUAAAAUAGCAGUUUUAAAGUAAAAAGACGUUGAUAUUAUUAGAGUGUCAGUAUAUGACUGACAAGCAGGGAACUGGGAUGUGGUUGGUAGUGUAAUCCCAUGUGUGGAGCAGGUAUGGUAAGGAAGCAAAUGCCUCUCAUCCCAGCCCUGUCGAAGGCAAGGCAGAGGACUUGUAAACCCACGGCCAGCCGGGGAGACACGUAGGAAGACCUUGUCUCAGAACAAAACAAAAACUGGAAAAUAAAGCAACCAAAGAAAAAAGCUUAGUAAAAAUCCUCAUUCACAGUCACAAACCAAUACUAUUAUUACCGUGGGUGACUGUUUCUAUUAUGUAUAUUGUAGUACAAACAAAACAUAGGCAACUAUCAGGUGCUGUUCUUCCUGAGACUCAGGAAGAUAUAAUUGAUGUAAUUUUUUUCCAUUAGAGAUGAAAGUUAUUUCUGUUGUGUUAUGAAAUCUUAACAAAACCAGUUGGAACAUGUAAUUAUGGGCAGCAUUUUUGUGAGGAUGAUAUGUCUUAGAAGGUAUUUUAGGGGAAUGUUCAUUUUUUUCUUUCUUGUUGGAGAAAUCAGCAGUUGCUUUAAAUAGUGUUAUAUCCCCCUAAAUUCUGUCAUCCAGAAAUAAGCCCUGGAUGGAGAGGUCAGCUUUAGAAUGAGUGAAAAAAUAAAUACUUUGUUAAAUAGCAAGGGAUCUUCUCAGAGGACUGAUGGCUAGAGGAGCGAGUACGUCCCAUUUGCUACGUUACAUAUGGAUAUCUGUUUAUUGUAUAAUUCGUGAAAAAAUAGCCUUUCCCUUGUGUCUCGGGAGAUUUUCCUCUUCGAUUUUGAGAAUUAGGUAGAUCUUAUUUUUCUCUGUGUAAAAGUGUACACGAAACAUUUGUAUGGCUCCCUGCGUGCACUGCUUAGUCAGUGCUAGUCAUUUCUAGGAAGAACUUGUCUUUGUUUGGGAACGCUCCCUUUCACUUCCUUCUGAUUUUAGGAAAGAUUUUUUUCAUAACCUUUUAUCUGAAUGAAGUCAUGGCUUGCGAUACUGCAAGGCAGUUGUCAGUUACAGAUUGCUCUUGGCAUGGAGUCUGUGCCUCAACCUCAAAAUAGGCAAGACUCCACCUGGCCCGCGUGCUGCUUCCAGACCGCCGAACCUGUCGUCGCACCUGUCUUAGUGUUAGUGGGUCACGCUAGUCUCUUUGUUACUCAGACCUAAGAUGCAAAAUAGACAAGAUGAGGAGAAAAAGGGAGACUUAGUUAUGGAGAAAGGCUCAUUUUUCCAGACCACCAAAGGUACUUUAGCUAACACUUCCAUGCAGGAAGAGAAAACCACAUUGGUUAUUUUGCUGGGACGUGAGUAAUGGUAUGGAAAAGUUUACUAAACUUGUUAAUUAGAACAAUGUGUUCUUAUGAACCUGGAGAAAAAUAACACUCAUGAUAAUGAUAUAAUCAUGUUUAAUUUUCUUAAACAACAGUAUUAGUCUUAAAUUAUAUCGAAUAUGAUUUGUAUGGUUCUAGUUUCAAAAUUGUAUGGUAUAGCUACUUGUUAAGAGAAUUAGAAUAGAGACCAUACCUGAAAACUUGAGACUCCUGUUAAUCUCUAGAAUGCAGGCACCUGGGUGAUAAAGUGUUGUAUUUUAAAUUAAGUUAUGCGGGAGGCAUUUCAGAACUCCUAUCUACCACAGCUGGGGCCCAUGGACAGCACAAGAUGGUGACAGCGUAAGCACGCAAGUAUUCUAGAUUGCUCUUGUUGUUUGGCUAAAACUAAUGAGUUAGAAGGGAUUGUCUUAGAAAACCGAUACCCAUGAUUGUAGCAGGACCGCGCAGCCCCGUCAGUUUGCAGAUUAUGCUUCAUGCAGUGACUCACAGGCUGGUUCCCCUUUCCCAGCAAUAAGGGAAUUAUUAAUCGGCUCUUUAAUUUCCUUCUGUGGGAAACCCUUCAAAACCUGCUCUGUGAGAGACACUCGAGGCUGUGGUUUCACGACAUAGCGUGCGUCUGGAUGAGUUAGGAGUGAACACGAGCCAUCAUCAUCAUCAUCAUCUUCAGUGUGUGUGUUAGAAUGUGAUUUUCUGAGAUGACUUUAACCCAACAAAGGAGUCUCUGAUUGGUGCCAUUUUAGCAUACAGAAACUCUCUUUUCAACCAGUAAGAAAACAUGACAGCUUGUGAAUGGCCUCUUGACCCAUGUAAGUUAAAAUGAAAUGAAGGAGAUCAUAUCUGAAGUCACGUAUUUAGCCACAUGCAGUUGAGUUGGGCCACUAUGAAUGCAAGAGCCACAGUGACCCUGGAGCACGUGUGCAAUGCCUUCUUGAGUGUUAUGAGUGAACUACCUGUAUUGUACUUGGAGAGCCAUGGAAAGCUGAUACAUGUGCACUUUCUUGGGAAAUCCUGAUCCCCUCCCACCUCCCAAGGAGAGGAAGGAGCGUGGAAAACAGGGCUGGACACGCUGGUCCCUUUCUCCCUUUUCUCUGAGUUGGUCAUGCCUCCUUUCAGCUACAUUGUGAAUCUAGCAGGAAAGGGGAAGCCUGUGCUUCAGAGCUGCCCAUAGCUCAGCGAGGCCUCUCUAGGUCUGGGUUCGGCCAUUAUAUGCUGUCAUUUGGUGUCAUCUCCAUGUCCCUGACUUGUCUUUUAGGCAGUUAGGCCACGAGGGAGCACAGAUCAUUUGGGAUUCCCUUAAGCCCUAAUAAAGAUCUGAAUUUAUUUCAAAUUAAGUAUGAAAUUUAGCAGGAGCAAAAUGUCAAAGUCCUAAUUUUUUUAAGUUGUGGAGAUCUUAUUGAAAAUAAUAAUGUCUGUUACAAGGCACCAGGAAAUUUUGCUUAUACUAUUUAAAAGUCUGCUGCCUGGGACUAGUAGUAAACCACAAAGUUGAAGGAAGGAACGCGCUCACCCACUUCUGUCGGUUUUCUUACAUGACGGGAUCAUUCAGACAGAGGAAAAGGCAGCCGCUUUAAGUUUGCAGUUUGAAAAGUUCUUGACAAACGUGUGAAUAUCUGCUUAUCUCUGCCCUCCUCUGUGAGUAGUUCUGUGCCCACCCAAAAGGUCUCUACAAAUCAGAAGUGUCUAGUUCACCUCUCCCCCUGUACCCUGCACUAUUCAGUGACCUAUCUGCUUUUGUGGAAUUACAAAUGAAUAGAUCAUAGAGUAUGUACUCUCAUGUCUGGCAUAUUUUGAUUAGAACUGUGUAUUUUGUUCUUCCAUGCUCAGUUGAUCCCUGAUUUUUAUAUGUCAGUAAUAUUUUCUGUUCUGUUCUGUUCCUUUAUUAUUCUCUUUUGGGAAUAUACCACAGUUUGUCUAACUGCUGGUGAUGAUGAACAUUUAGGUUGUUUCAAGUUUUGCUUUAUGAAUAAAGCUGCUUUGUACAAGUGA
Messenger RNA from Arvicola amphibius (Eurasian water vole), 5462 nucleotides. It is a transcript of the gene Ttc33, whose product is annotated as tetratricopeptide repeat domain 33. Bases 216 to 1004 code for a protein of 262 amino acids. The transcript has 5 exons. The record is from RefSeq and is a predicted model, not a curated record. Gene Ontology annotation, molecular function: protein binding. NCBI's taxonomy places the organism in Eukaryota, Metazoa, Chordata, Mammalia, Rodentia, Cricetidae.